AAAAAUGAAUUGGACAGUGCUUGAAAAGUGUUAGUGGUAUAGCUGAAAUGUAGGAAGCAAAAUUAUUUUUGUUGUAAUAAUCUGCAUUGUAAUCAAACGGACUGCAUGUUACCUGAUUGGUAUUUGCACUUUAACUGAAACGUAAGAAGGAUUUUUUUUGUAAAAGUAAACUACUUUCUUCUCCUGGAUACCUGAUUAAAUAUGGCUCAUUGGACGAAUUUCGAGAGAGAACAAGAGGCUGGAAUUAAAGAACUAAUUCGAUGUAUCAGUGGACUGAAAGAGGAUGAUCGGAACUUCCAAAAUGCCUUGCAGUUUGCCUGGUCCAAUUUCAGAUACCAUCGCUUUCUUGAUGUAAACAGACAUAGCAUAAACCGUGCAAUUGAAGGCAUCUAUGAGAAGUUAAUUAUUCACUCUGAUUUAAAUAAAGCAUCAAGCUGGAAGAGACUGACGGAAGAAUUUCUGAAUUUGCCACUUCCAAGUAUCAAGGAAGUUCAGACUGAAACUCAUUAUGCUGUUCUGUCACUUUUACUUUGUUUAUCUGACUCCCCGACUAACUCAGAUUAUAUUGAAAAGCCACGAGAAAAAGAUACAGAAAAAGUGGAAACCUUUGACUGGGGAAAAUACCUAAUGGAAGGUGAAGAGAUAGACCUAGGCCCCUUUCCAGACACUCCAGUAUGGUCUGAUGAAGAAGAUGAUGAGGAUGAUGAUACUCAGCAGUCCUUAAGCAGAGAAGAUUCUGGAAUUCAAGUGGACAGGACCCCACUAGAAGAGCAAGAUCAAACCAAGAAGACUGUGUCAGGGAUCACAUGGAAAGUUGGUGAACCUGAUGCCAGAGUCUGGCUGGAGCAACAUAUUGUGCCUCAGUACUGGACAGUUCGAGGCCAAAGAGUGAUGCACAGUUUGCAUCUCCACUCAAACCUAGCAGCUGUCUGGGAUCAGCACUUAUACAACACAGACCCUUUAUAUACACCAGAUGACUGCACGUAUGUUACAGAAACACAGCUUAUUCGGGAAACACUGUGGCUGCUUUCUGGAGUGAAAAAGCUCUUUAUAUUUCAGUUGAAUGAUGGGAAGGUAACAGUGAAAAAUGAGCUUAUGGUGUCUCACUUAACCCAUACUUGUUUGAGGGCAGUACUGGAACAGAUUGCAGCAUAUGGGCAGGUUGUGUUCCGACUUCAGAAGUUUAUAGAUGAAGUAACUGGCUACAGCUCAGAGACUACAUUGCAAACAGCCAUUUCUUCAACUAAAAAGCAAACUGAAACUCCAUUUCGGACAUAUCAAGCUUUCGUGUGGUCUUUGUAUAAAUACUUCAUUAGCUUCAAAAAAGAGCUGACAGACAUGGAAAAAUGCAUCAUAAAUAAAGAUGAAACCGUCACUUUGGCUAUUGUGCUUGACAGGCUAGCACCACGUCUGGCACAGCUGAAAAUGCUGCACAAAAUCUUCAGCACCGGAGUAGCAGAAGUCCCACCAGACACUCCAAAUGUUGUCAGGGCUUCCCAUCUGCUUAACACCCUCUACAAAGCUAUCCUGGAAUAUGACAGCGUUGGAGAGGCUGCUGAACAAAUGGUCUCCCUUCUUUUUUCUCUUUGGAUUGACACAGUAAGGCCUUAUUUGCAGAUAGUGGAUGAGUGGAUAGUUCAUGGCAACUUGUUUGAUCCAGCCAAAGAAUUUAUUAUUCAGAGAAACAAAGACGUUCCUGUGAGCCACCGCGACUUCUGGUAUGCUACUUACACCCUGUACAGUGUGUCAGAAAAGACAGAGAAUGACGACAAAUUCAGUGACAGUGCAAGUGCCAGCUCUGGUAGUGACCAUGCACCCUCGGGCAGGCAGCACACGAUGGUCUCCUUCCUGAAACCUGUGCUGAAACAGAUCAUUAUGGCAGGGAAGUCCAUGCAGUUGCUUAAAAACUUGGAAACCAAAGAUGGAUGCUGUCAGCAAAGCACUCCAAGAGAUGCUGAAAGAAAGAAUUUGUACACGCUGUUUCUUGAGUCUGUACAGGAUCGGUUGCGCUAUGGCGAAGAGAUGCUUGCAGGUGGUGUCACAGAAGAGCAGGCUACAAAACAGAGUCUGAUAUUGAUGCAGUCUGUUGUAGCAAAACACCUCCAGAUGGAUGACAUUCAUGACCCACUACUGGCUAUUAAUUUUGCAAGGUUGUACUUGGAACAAAAUGACUUUCAUGAGAAAUUUAGUGGUGGUGAUAUUAUUGUGGACAGAUCAUCUGAGUCGGUCACUUGUCAAACAUUUGAGCUUACUUUACGCUCAUGUCUCUACCCUCACAUUGAUAAGCAGUAUGUGGAGUGUUGUGGAAAGCUAAUGCAGACCCUGAAGAAAGAUUACAGACUGAUGGAGUAUCUACAGGCCAUGAGGAACUACUAUUUACUUGAGGCUGGAGACACCAUGUAUGACUUUUACAGUGCUAUUUUUGACAAGUGGAAAGAAAAAGAAUCCUGGCAGAAUGUGUCUUUCCUAAAUGUUCAGCUUCAAGAUGCAGCAGGGCAGCGGUACUCUGAGGACAGCGCAAGGCUGUCAAUAUUGCUAGAAAAUGUCGACACUGUGAAGAAAAAACUGCCAGUACAUAAUGUGGAUUGUCUGACUUUAUGUUAUAAGGUCCCCUGGCCUGUGGAUAUAGUUAUUAGCUCAGAGUGUCAGAAGAUUUACAAUCAAAUUUUUCUUCUUUUGCUGCAAGUAAAAUGGGCCAAGUACAGUCUGGAUGUUUUAAGAUUUGAUGAACUACAGGCUGCUGCAGAGAAAUCCCAGGAGACUGGAAAAACUUGGUCUGAUCAGACUGAUGUGUCUCAGUUUGGAAGCCAAGAGGAACCCUUAAAACAACAAAUUCAUCGAAUGUUUUUGCUGAGAGUGAAAUUAAUGCAUUUUGUCAACAGCUUGCACAACUACAUGAUGACAAGAAUUCUUCAUAGUACAGGCCUGGAGUUUCAACAUCAAGUGGAAGAUGCUAAAGAUCUGGACCAGCUGAUUAAAAUUCAUUAUAGAUACCUGGCUACAAUCCAUGACCGUUGCUUACUUCGAGAAAAGGUCAGUUUUGUACAUGAAGCAAUAAUGAAAGUGUUAAAUCUGGUGCUAAUGUUCUCGGAACGGUGGCAAGCUGGAUUGGGAGCUUGGAAGAUGGAACCCAUCAACAAAAUGGAAUCAGACUUUAAAAAUUGUCAUAUGUUUCUUGUGACUGUUCUAAACAAAGCAGUCUGCAGAGGGUCAUUUCCCCACUUGGAAGCUUUGGCACUUUCUUUGCAGGCUGGAAUGGACAAGAAUUAGCAAGCAAUUUAGCUUGCAUGUUGCAUUUUGUCAGUGCUUUUGUUCUUUGGUUCAUGUAGCAGUUUUCAGGUUAUUGCAUGGCUCCAUGUACGCUUUCAGUAAAAAUGGAAGGAGUGUAUCCAUAAUGUGAAGCUGCAUUGUGGGAAAUGCAGUAUUCUACAGCAUAUGUACUGAUUACCACUGACUGAUUGAAAUACUGUACUUUUAAAAACAAAAUUCUUUUGGAAAAAAAACAUAAUUUCGACUUAGGGUUUUACAUGUAAAUACAUUCUUUUUGUUAUAAAAUGGUGAAAGGAAAUUGUAAACUUGCAUUGUUUUAAAUGCAGGAAUGUAGCUGUCAUAAAGGAAUGGAAAAAUGUGCAGCUGUAUGCUUACCAGUAAAGGCUUCUUUUUGUAAAAAAAAUAAAAAAAAAAAACUUUAUAGUAUAUAUUGUAAAUUAUAAACUUAUUGACUGUCUAACAAAUUU
Protopterus annectens (West African lungfish) is the source of this 3737-nucleotide messenger RNA. RefSeq names its product tubulin gamma complex associated protein 5 (gene TUBGCP5). Gene Ontology annotation, molecular function: gamma-tubulin binding; microtubule minus-end binding. Lineage: Eukaryota; Metazoa; Chordata; Ceratodontiformes; Protopteridae. Bases 202 to 3270 code for a protein of 1022 amino acids. The record is from RefSeq and is a predicted model, not a curated record. Gene Ontology annotation, cellular component: spindle pole; gamma-tubulin complex; centrosome. The transcript is spliced from 23 exons. Gene Ontology annotation, biological process: meiotic cell cycle; cytoplasmic microtubule organization; microtubule nucleation.